CGCCACCAUGUCCCUGCACGGCAAACGGAAGGAGAUCUACAAAUAUGAAGCGCCCUGGACUGUCUACGCCAUGAACUGGAGCGUGCGGCCCGACAAGCGCUUUCGCCUGGCGCUGGGCAGCUUCGUGGAGGAGUACAACAACAAGGUUCAGCUUGUUGGUUUAGAUGAAGAGAGUUCAGAGUUUAUUUGCCGAAACACCUUUGACCACCCAUACCCCACCACAAAACUCAUGUGGAUUCCUGACACAAAAGGCGUCUAUCCAGACCUUCUGGCGACGAGUGGUGACUAUCUCCGCGUGUGGAGGGUUGGUGAGACCGAGACCAGGCUGGAGUGCUUGCUAAACAAUAACAAGAACUCAGACUUCUGUGCUCCCCUGACCUCCUUUGACUGGAACGAGGUGGAUCCUUAUCUUUUAGGUACCUCGAGCAUUGACACUACCUGCACCAUCUGGGGCCUGGAGACCGGGCAGGUGCUGGGACGAGUGAACCUCGUGUCUGGCCACGUGAAGACCCAGCUGAUUGCCCAUGACAAGGAGGUCUAUGAUAUUGCGUUCAGCCGAGCCGGAGGGGGCAGGGACAUGUUUGCCUCUGUGGGUGCGGAUGGCUCUGUGAGGAUGUUUGACCUCCGCCAUCUGGAACACAGCACCAUCAUUUACGAAGACCCACAGCAUCACCCACUGCUUCGCCUCUGCUGGAACAAGCAGGACCCUAACUACCUUGCCACCAUGGCCAUGGAUGGAAUGGAGGUGGUAAUUCUGGAUGUUCGAGUUCCCUGCACACCUGUCGCCAGGCUGAACAACCACCGAGCAUGUGUCAAUGGCAUUGCUUGGGCCCCACAUUCAUCCUGCCACAUCUGCACCGCAGCGGAUGACCACCAGGCUCUCAUCUGGGACAUCCAGCAGAUGCCUCGGGCCAUCGAGGACCCAAUCCUGGCCUACACAGCUGAGGGCGAGAUCAACAAUGUGCAGUGGGCCUCCACUCAGCCCGACUGGAUCGCCAUCUGCUACAACAACUGCCUGGAGAUACUCCGUGUGUAGUCUCGGUGGCGCCUCACCUGCCGGGCCGGGCCUUGUGUGUUUCAGUCUCUGCCCCCUCCCUCCCCACGUAAGAAGAACAUGUUUCCAGUGGCCAGUAUGUCUCUUGUUGCUUUACACCCACUGUGUCCAGAAGCUGCUGUAGGAGUCCAGGCCAGUUGCCCCUGGCUGUCUGUGCAGGACUGUGUGCUGUGCGGUGCACCGCAGCCCAGGGCUGGGUUUCACGAUUUCUCUGCUUUCCUCUUCUUUGCUUCUUCAAUUAAACAUUUCUGUAUA
Molecule: messenger RNA, 1309 nt
Organism: Peromyscus eremicus (cactus mouse)
Lineage: Eukaryota; Metazoa; Chordata; Mammalia; Rodentia; Cricetidae
Gene: Dcaf7
Product: DDB1 and CUL4 associated factor 7
Exons: 7
Coding region: 8-1036 (342 amino acids)
Cellular component (GO): nucleus
Molecular function (GO): protein binding
Source: RefSeq, a predicted model, not a curated record